GUGAUGAUGCUGGACAUUCCGACCACCCAGCGCUUCAUCAACGACUGCGUCUCUUUCCAUUUUGACAUUGUGCAAGGUAUGUCUCGGCAGUACAUGACGUCCCCGGUUGCCUUCGCCAUGGGUGCAGCAAUGGCUGGCUUGCUGCCGGCCAACAUCCGGAACGUGCAGACCUACCCGGAGGAUGGCAAAUACUGCCGCAUGAUCAACCAGCAUCUGGUGAGGCGGAACUAUGCAAUCCGAUUCGCCGAGCUGAGCGAUUUGCCUAGUCUUCUCAGACUCGAGGAGUUUGCUUGGGUCCAGGAGAUGCGAGCCACUGAGGAGGUGCUGAAAACCCGACUCACCACUUCUCCGACGACGAACCUAGUUUGCGAAUUGGACGGCAAGGUGGUGGCCGUGCUGUACAUGCAACGAAUUGCCUCCUUCGACGUCCUAGACGAACAGAGGUUCAUGGAGAUCUCCAAGACCCACGACCCGGACGGUCCGGUCGUUCAGCUCAUCGCCAUUGGGACGGAUCCGGAGGUCGGGAAGCUGGGUAUUGGCUCCGAUCUGCGGUCCUUCGCGCUUCAUCUCGCACGCCUCGACCGGGGGGUCGACUGCGUGGUGGGA
Symbiodinium necroappetens is the source of this 606-nucleotide messenger RNA. The record is from the annotation of a GenBank genome assembly. NCBI's taxonomy places the organism in Eukaryota, Dinophyceae, Suessiales, Symbiodiniaceae.